AUGGCGACGAGAUUGUCUCUCACUUCUCGUAGUCGGCUUCUACGGACACCUCUCUCAUCAGCUCGUCUCUUAGCUCCGAUACCGCGGUCAACUACCCUCCCCCGCGUAUCCCCUCUGGCUCGAUCUCCCUUCUAUACCACCCCAAUUACUAUCCGCCACUAUGCCAAAGGCCGCCCGCAUCCGCCCGGGGGUACUCACCGAAUGGACAUGAGUGGCGAACCCGAGAAAUCAGCCCUCGAACAGUACGGCGUCGACCUCACAGACAGGGCAAAAGCUGGAAAAUUGGACCCGGUCAUUGGACGUGAUGGAGAGAUUCACCGCACUAUUCAAAUUCUGUCUCGGCGGACUAAAAACAACCCUGUGCUGAUCGGUGCUGCUGGAACUGGAAAGACCGCAGUUCUCGAAGGUUUGGCCCAGCGCAUCGUACAAGGAGAUGUCCCUGAGAGUAUUAAAAACAAGCGUGUCAUAACGUUAGAUCUUGGCUUGUUGAUUGCGGGUGCCAAGUUCCGCGGUGACUUCGAAGAGCGGCUGAAGAAUGUGCUGAAAGAGGUGGAAGAUGCGCAGGGAAGUGUGAUUCUUUUCAUUGAUGAGCUUCAUACGCUGCUGGGACUGGGAAAGGCUGAAGGCAGCAUUGAUGCUAGCAACUUGUUGAAGCCUGCUCUGUCUCGAGGUGAACUCCAAUGCUGUGGAGCCACCACUCUCAAUGAGUAUCGCUUGAUUGAAAAGGAUGUGGCUCUUGCCCGACGGUUUCAACCCAUCCUUGUGAGCGAGCCAUCGGUCCCUUCAACCAUUUCUAUCCUUCGUGGCAUCAAAAACAAGUAUGAAGUGCAUCAUGGUGUACGAAUCACCGAUGGUGCGUUGGUCGCCGCGGCAACAUACAGCAAUCGUUACAUCACCGAUCGCUUUUUACCUGAUAAGGCCAUCGAUCUGGUAGACGAAGCUGCAUCAGCUCUUCGCUUGCAACAAGAGUCAAAGCCCGAUUCAAUUCGAGAACUGGAGCGUGAUAUUACCACUAUUCAAAUCGAGCUUGAAUCUCUUCGCAAAGAAACCGAUGUUGCAAGCCGAGAGCGACGAGAGAAACUCCAAGAAGACCUACGGUUAAAACAGGCUGAUGCUGGAGAGCUCACCAAGGCAUGGGAAAAGGAGAAGGCUGAGAUUGACUCCAUUAAAGGAACCAAGGCAGACUUGGAACGUGCCCGAUUCGAACUCGAAAAAGCUCAGCGCGAAGGAGACUUUGCCAAGGCUGGCGAGUUGAGAUAUGCCACCAUUCCCGAGCUCGAAGCCAAACUACCCAAAGAGGGCGCCGAACAAGACCCUGAAAACCAGACACUAAUCCAUGACUCUGUCACUGCAGACGACAUUGGAAACGUCGUCUCCCGAACCACAGGCAUUCCAGUCAACAAGCUCAUGGCUGGAGAUGUGGAGAAGCUGAUCCACAUGGAAGACACUCUCCGCAAAUCUGUUCGUGGCCAGGAUGAGGCCUUGUCCGCUGUUGCAAACGCUGUGCGUAUGCAAAGAGCAGGCCUCAGCGGAGAGAAUCGUCCUCUUGCAUCGUUCAUGUUCCUUGGUCCCACUGGUGUCGGAAAGACCGAGCUUUGCAAAAAGAUGGCGGAGUUCCUUUUCUCCACAGAGAGUGCGGUCGUUCGAUUUGACAUGAGCGAGUUCCAAGAGAAGCACACAAUCAGCCGUCUGAUUGGCUCGCCUGCUGGUUAUGUUGGGUAUGAUGACGCCGGUCAGCUUACCGAAGCUGUCAGACGGAAGCCCUACGCUGUCCUCUUAUUUGAUGAAUUUGAGAAAGCUCACCGGGACAUUUCUGCUCUGCUUUUGCAGGUCCUCGACGAAGGUUUCCUGACAGACUCCCAGGGCCACAAAGUAGAUUUCCGAAACACUUUGAUCGUCCUCACAUCGAAUCUUGGUGCCGACAUCCUGGUUGGCGCUGACCCAUUGUACUCGAUCAAGGACACCGAUGAAUCAGAACUCUCACCCAAGAUCAAGUCAGCCGUCAUGGAUGUUGUCCAAGGCGCAUACCCCCCCGAAUUCAUGAACCGAAUUGAUGAAUUUAUCAUCUUCAAGCGCCUGUCCAAGGAUGCCUUGCGGGAUAUUGUCGACAUCAGAAUCAAGGAACUACAAGCACGUCUCGACGACCGUCGCAUGACCCUUCAAGUUGAUGAUGAAAUCAAGGACUGGCUGUGCGAGAAGGGCUAUGACCCAAGAUUCGGUGCUCGACCUCUGAACCGUCUUAUUGCCAAGGAGAUCGGGAAUCGUUUGGCAGACAAGAUCAUCCGUGGUCAAGUCGUGUCUGGCCAGACUGCACGGGUGUCCCUCGAUGAAGCCAAGACAGGGUUGAUUGUGGCCCCUCAAGAGUAA
This is a messenger RNA of Penicillium brevicompactum, 2367 nucleotides long. It is a transcript of the gene hsp78, whose product is annotated as chaperone ATPase HSP78. Gene Ontology annotation, cellular component: cytoplasm; mitochondrial matrix. Lineage: Eukaryota; Fungi; Ascomycota; Eurotiomycetes; Eurotiales; Aspergillaceae. Gene Ontology annotation, biological process: cellular response to heat. The record is from RefSeq and is a predicted model, not a curated record. Gene Ontology annotation, molecular function: ATP hydrolysis activity; ATP binding. The coding region runs from base 1 to 2367 and encodes 788 amino acids. The transcript has a single exon.